UGUGGUAAGUUUAUCGAAGGCAAAUUCAAGCUUCGAAAACUUCGGGGCGAUUAUUUUCGAACGGCAGUUUGGUCACACUGGAAAUACUGCGCGAAAUACAACAAUGAAUAGCGAACUCAAGAGGAAGGUCGAGAGCUGCGCCCACACGGCGGAGGACUUUGCGCGGCUCUACUACGCCUCCAUCGACAAUCGACGCCAACAAGUGGGUCGCCUGUACCUCGAAAAUGCCACCCUCAGCUGGAAUGGGAACGGGGCCUGCGGACGCGAGGUGAUCGAGCGCCACUUCCUGGAUCUGCCCCCGUCCAGACACUACAACACCACAUUGGAUGCCCAGCCCAUUUUCGAUCCCGCCGUGGGCUCCAUGAUCACCUACAUAAUCCUGGCCGGAGGCAACGUGCAGUUCGGUGACGACCGGCGCCGCAACUUCCAGCAAACCUUCAUCGUGACCGCCGUGAAUGACAAGUGGAAGAUCGCCUCCGACUGCUACCGCCUGCAGGAUUAGUCCUGUGAUUAAACCAAAGAAUUAAGGAGUUUCUUUCUCAUUUGUUAUUUUAGUUAAACUACGUGCGGUAGUCGUGUAACAAGUUUAUUUGCAUUUUUAAGAGUCUACAUAUAUAACAAUUACACUGAAAUGCGCAGGUCCAGGUCGCUCCGCUCGCCAAUGAAACUACAUUUUUCUCCAUUAACAAAUGUUUUGAUUUGUGAAUUACAUAUUUUUACGUAUUACACUGAAAUAUAAUAAUCUUUAAAAUUCA
Messenger RNA from Drosophila rhopaloa, 755 nucleotides. RefSeq names its product NTF2-related export protein-like. The transcript is spliced from 3 exons. Gene Ontology annotation, cellular component: nuclear pore central transport channel. Bases 104 to 502 code for a protein of 132 amino acids. Gene Ontology annotation, biological process: protein import into nucleus. The record is from RefSeq and is a predicted model, not a curated record. Lineage: Eukaryota; Metazoa; Arthropoda; Insecta; Diptera; Drosophilidae.